GACUGACCAAUCCAUAAACAUACUGUGAAUACAAACAAAAUGGUGGAAGAAGAAGAGCCUGACCAAUAUGUGGAAGAAAAGACCCGACCCAUUACAAGUGCUAUGAUCACUUCUUUUUUCCUUUUCUGAUUAGUUCCUGUAACAAGAGUUGAAUUCCCAACUAUUCGCUCCACAACACAAGACUGAGCUACAAAGGCUUGGGAAGUGCCUCGAUCACUUUUACGUAGUAACAGCUGCUCUUCUUUUGGGGAAAGAUAAACUUCAUAAUCAUUCCAAAACUUAAGCUCAUUUCUCAAUGGUUGCCAGAAAUCUUCCCAUCACGCUUCUCUUUCUGUUCUCAUCGUUAUUCGCUAUGGCGGUGGGACUGGAAAUGAAGAAUUCAACCAACUAUCCUAUUGUGGUGAGCACUUGGCCUUUCUUGGAAGCCGUUAGGGCAGCUUGGAGGGCUGUGGAUUCUGGGUUGUCUGCAGUAGAUGCUGUUGUGGAGGGUUGUUCUGCUUGUGAGGAUUUAAGAUGUGAUGGUACUGAUUCUAAUGGUAUAAUUUCCGUCAGGAAGAAAAAUAGAAAUAGAAAGAGAAAACUACGAGUGGGGCCUGGUGGAAGUCCGGAUGAGAAUGGAGAAACAACAAUUGAUGCCCUUGUUAUGGAUGGGAUGACAAUGGAGGUUGGAGCUGUUGCUGCCAUGAGGUAUGUCAAAGAUGGGAUUAGAGCAGCAAGACUUUUAAUGCAGCACACGAAACAUACUUUGCUUGUCGGGGAGAAGGCUUCAGCUUUUGCCAUCUCAAUGGGUCUUCCAGGACCCAUAGACCUUAGCUCACCAGAAUCUAAAGAGAAAUGGACAAAAUGGAGAGAGGAUAGCUGCCAACCAAACUUUUGGAAAAAUGUUGUUCCUGCUGAUAGUUGUGGCCCCUACCAACCAACAGAUAAUACAGGCCUUACUAAUGGGGCAUGCUCCAAAGCCAGUAUCUUUGGAUCAAUUGAGUACAGAUCAUCUCUUUUUGGCCUUCGGAGUCAUGAUACCAUAUCAAUGGCUGUUAUUGAUAAAGUGGGUCAUAUUGCUGUUGGAACAUCAACUAAUGGAGCCACUUUUAAGAUACCUGGAAGGGUGGGUGAUGGACCAAUUGCUGGAUCUUCAGCAUAUGCUGAUGAUGAAGUAGGUGCUUGUGGAGCAACGGGUGAUGGAGACAUCAUGAUGCGCUUUCUUCCAUGUUAUCAAGUUGUGGAGAGUAUGAGAUUGGGAAUGGAACCUAAGCUUGCUGCCAAGGAUGCAAUAUCACGAAUCGCGAGAAAAUUUCCAGAUUUUGUGGGGGCUGUUAUUGCUAUCGAUAAGAAGGGCGCGCAUGCUGGUGCUUGCCAUGGAUGGACAUUUCAGUACUCUGUAAGAAGCUCAGACAUGGAUGAUGUGGAGGUUUUCACAGUAUUGCCUUGAAAUAGCAACUAUUUGCAAAUCAUGCAAUAGCUCUUGCAGCUGAUUGUUCUCAUUCUCCAUUCAUGCCAAAAUCAAAUCCCCAUUAAAUUUAUACAACCCUAUUAUUCUUAAUUCUUGAAAGAUAGAACUUUCUGCAUGCUUGUAUGCAGUAACUCUUUUAGGAAAUUUGUAAGUGGGAAAACAAUUUGAUCUUUUAUAAAUAAUAAAAUAUGAGAGAUAAUGAAA
Messenger RNA from Carica papaya (papaya), 1654 nucleotides. Its product is annotated as N-terminal nucleophile aminohydrolases (Ntn hydrolases) superfamily protein. The record is from RefSeq and is a predicted model, not a curated record. Gene Ontology annotation, biological process: protein deglycosylation. Gene Ontology annotation, cellular component: cytoplasm. NCBI's taxonomy places the organism in Eukaryota, Viridiplantae, Streptophyta, Magnoliopsida, Brassicales, Caricaceae. Gene Ontology annotation, molecular function: N4-(beta-N-acetylglucosaminyl)-L-asparaginase activity.